AUGAAUACGGAUAGUUUACGAAAAUAUGGCAAAGAAAUGAUUAAUAUAGUUGCGGAUUACUGGGAAAAUUUACGAAAAUUUCGACCAGUGUCUUUAAUAUCACCAGGUUUUAUAAACGAAAUGGUACCAGCAGAUCCGCCAAAUUCACCAGAACCAUGGGAGGAGAUAUUCAGCGACGUUGAAUCGAUAGUCUUGCAAAAAAAUACUCAUUGGCAACAUCCGAAUUUCUAUGCAUAUUAUCCUACAGGAUGUUCAUAUCACUCAAUCAUGGCUGACAUAUUGAGUGAUGGUCUUGCUUCUAUUGGAUUUACAUGGAAAUCAUCUCCACCGAUGACUGAACUUGAGUUAGAAAUGAUGAAUUGGUUGGCGAAAGCUUUUGGCAUACCAGAAGAUUUCCUGAGCUCUCAAAACAGUCCAGGUGGUGGAAUAAUUCAAAAUACCGCAAGCGAUGCAACUUUUAUAGCUAUUCUAGCUGCAAGAGGAAAAGCUGUGGAAAAAAUGAAAGGAAUUGACGCAAACGCAGUAUCAAUUCGAUCAUUGACCAGAGGCCUUUUAAGUACUAUUUCGCAUAAGAUUGGCUCAAAGAAUAGUAAGGCUAAUAAUAGGACGCAACCUCCUUAUUUCCACGAUCCCAACGUGAUUAGCCUUCUUAUUGCAUAUACAUCUGAUCAGGUUAUUUUAUAA
Messenger RNA from Dracunculus medinensis (Guinea worm), 684 nucleotides. Lineage: Eukaryota; Metazoa; Nematoda; Chromadorea; Rhabditida; Dracunculidae. The record is from the annotation of a GenBank genome assembly.